AUGGUUACCGAUGGCAGUGCCGAAAGCCGUAAGCGCGCUCGAGCUACACCCGUAGAUCGAGAGCGUAUGAUUCCAUGGUCCUUCAAAAAGCGAAAGCUGGAUGCCAACGGCAAUCCCCUCGCAUCCUCCCCCAAGACGCCGAAAACAAAGCCUGGCACCAAGUCCUCGACCAUCAAGAAGGCUGCUCGUAAAAUAGAAUCGUCUCCCGCCUCGGCCUAUGACGUACCAGACUCUCCAGAAGACAACCCGCCACAACGAAUCCGCAACGUUAGAAGCGUUGACCGACCGACCGCCAAAGUCCCGAUCCCGCCUCGUGGCAACAUCGAUGCCGACAUCUACGAUAUCUGCGGGUCCGAUGAUGAGCUGCACACGAGCCCGAAGGAGGUGAUUGCGCUCAAGACGAGCCCUGUGAAGAAGAAGAGCACUGCUGCGGCGAACCAAGGAGCGAGCGGGGUCGGUGCAGGAAACACAACUAGAAAACGGGCGUUUCAGAAGCAAGGAACGAAGAAAAAGGCGGAUCAGGACGAAGAGGUUGCCACAGUAGAGGACUCGUCCUCUCAGGUUCGGUCAAGCGGAAGGCGCAGGAUCCCAACCGCAAAGGUCCUCGAAGUGCAGGAGGAGAAGCUGGCGAGUCGUUCAGCCACCCCGACAUCACGCGCAAGGUCUUCUGCGCCGGAACAGGACGCCGUGGUGUCGAAGAGUAUUACUGCGAAAUCGCAGCGCAUUUUCUCUAUGCCCCUGAAGGGUAUUUUGACACCAUCGAAGCAAGAUGGUACGCCGAGGCGAAGCAAGAGCGUCGCCUUUAACUCAGUCAAUGAUCAUGAUAAAGAAGUCUUUUUUGAAGACCUUCCGACUACGUCUGGGAGAGACCGGAAGCCUUCACAGAAACUAGUGGAGGCGAAAACGACGGCGACAAACUGCCCAAAGUCUUCAAAAGCGCCCGCGAAGGUGUCCGAGGAAGAACUGGCAGAGGAGGAGACCGAGGCACCGAAAGAAGAACAAACGGCCGAGGAUUCAGAAGAAGAAGAAGACGAGGAUGUGUGCCUGGUAUGCUCAAAACCCGAUUCCAAGCCCGGUAACCGGAUUCUGUUCUGCGAUGGCUGCGACAAGGCCUACCACCAGAAAUGCUACAAAGUCCCCAAGGUUCCCCGAGGUGACUGGUACUGCAACGAGUGCGUUCAGCAGAAACAAUCACGAGCGGCGGCUGCGGGCGAGGCGGUCAAGAUACCCAACGUUGAGCAGCACCUCAACAGCUUGAAACGGGUGUUGCUAGAUCGUUGCACCGGGCGCAGACGUAUUAAGCUGAUUGAUCAGGAUGAGGCUAUGGAGAAGGCACACCAGUUGGUGGAGCAGACCGUGUUAUCGGGGGAAGGAAACUCGAUGCUGAUCAUCGGUGCCAGGGGCUGUGGCAAGACUACGCUGAUUGAGAGCAUCAUUGGCGACAUGUCUCGGCAGCACAAACAAGAGUUUCACGUGGUGAGGUUGAACGGGUUUAUCCAUACGGACGACAAGCUAGCCCUCAAAGAAAUCUGGCGGCAGUUGGGCAAGGAGAUGGACGCCGAGGAUGAGGUCAAUGCUCGGGUGAGUGCUUUCCCCAGUGAUGCUAUAGAAUGGAAAUCUAAUCCCAACCACCUCUCGCAGUCAAACUACGCCGAUACCAUGGCCUCGCUGCUUGCCCUCCUCUCCCACCCUUCGGAAAUGGCACAGGCGGAAGCAGGUGUGACCUCUCAGGCGGUCGUCUUUGUCAUUGAUGAGUUCGACAUGUUUGCCACGCAUCCCCGCCAAACCUUGCUCUAUAACCUGUUCGACAUCGCGCAGGCGCGCAAGGCCCCGAUCGCGGUGCUGGGUUGCACGACCCGCAUGGAUGUGGUGGAAAUGCUCGAGAAGCGCGUCAAGAGUCGUUUCAGCCAUCGCUACGUCUACCUGUCGCUCCCGAAGAGCUUGCCAGCGUACUGGAAAGUGUGCAAGCAGGGUCUGAGCGUGGACGAUGAGGACAUGGAGGUUGAAGGCAUCGACAUGAGCAUCGUUGGGCACGAAGCCUUCCAUACCAACUGGAAGGCGAUGAUCGAUGUCCUCCACAAGGAUAAAUCAUUACAGAAUCUUCUGCAAUAUCAUUACGCAACAUCAAAGUCCGUGUCGGCAUUCCUGUCAGAAUGCAUACUUCCCUUGUCACGUCUAUCACCAGGUUCUUUAAACCUUGUCAUCUCGUCGCAGAACGGCCCCGGUCCCAGUGUGUCUUUAACCCCGCCAAACUCCAAACUGCACAUCCUACCGUCACUCUCGGAGCUGGACUUAGGUCUUCUCAUCGCAGCAGCUCGACUGGACAUCGUGGCACACACGGACACGGUCAACUUUGCAAUGGCGUACGACGAGUACGGCUCGCUGAUGGGCCGGCAGCGCGUACAGUCGGCAAGCUCGGGGAUGCUGGCGCUCGGAGGCGGCGUGCGGGUGUGGGGCCGCGGGGUCGCGGGGCUGGCAUGGGAACGGCUUGUCGCGCUGGGGUUGCUGGUGCCGGCCGGGCUCGGGACUGGUCGGGCGUCCGGGUACGGGGGGCUGGAGGGGAAGAUGUGGAAGGUCGACAUGGCGCUGGAAGAGAUUCCUGUGGGGGUCAAGUUGAACAACGUGUUGGCGAGGUGGUGUAAGGAGAUUUGA
Colletotrichum higginsianum IMI 349063 is the source of this 2652-nucleotide messenger RNA. RefSeq names its product Origin recognition complex subunit 4. NCBI's taxonomy places the organism in Eukaryota, Fungi, Ascomycota, Sordariomycetes, Glomerellales, Glomerellaceae. The record is from RefSeq and is a predicted model, not a curated record. Gene Ontology annotation, molecular function: DNA replication origin binding; ATP hydrolysis activity. Gene Ontology annotation, biological process: DNA replication; DNA replication initiation. The coding region runs from base 1 to 2652 and encodes 883 amino acids. The transcript is spliced from 3 exons. Gene Ontology annotation, cellular component: nucleus; nuclear origin of replication recognition complex.